Messenger RNA from Nasonia vitripennis (jewel wasp), 4924 nucleotides. RefSeq names its product DNA methyltransferase 1a (gene Dnmt1a). The transcript is spliced from 11 exons. Gene Ontology annotation, molecular function: DNA binding; DNA (cytosine-5-)-methyltransferase activity; chromatin binding. Gene Ontology annotation, cellular component: nucleus. Bases 192 to 4241 code for a protein of 1349 amino acids. The record is from RefSeq and is a predicted model, not a curated record. NCBI's taxonomy places the organism in Eukaryota, Metazoa, Arthropoda, Insecta, Hymenoptera, Pteromalidae.
UGCAGCGUCGAUGCCUACUUAUGAGUUUCGAAGUCCGAUGGGAAGAAUUUGCGCAUAGAUAAGUAGACUUGGCGUAUUAUUUUCUUUUCGGCGGGAUCGAAGACGAUUGUGAUUGUUGAUCGAUCAUUGAUGGAUUGUGCAGAUAUUUACGGACACUCGAGUUAAUUUUGUCUGUUUGAAAACAUAUCAACAUGUUGGUUGAGGCAAAUGGUGCUGUAGGUGGAGCUAUCAACACUAAUGGACAGGCACAUAGCGAUGACGAUGAUCCUAAAAAGCCAAAAGAGGAGAUCCAAGAUGAUGAGAAUUAUGUCGAGGAUCAGCAGCCUAACAAAAGAGUUAAGACCGGAAAGCGCGAAAAGCAGGGGAAGAAAGAAACGAAGAAACCUGUUAGGCCCGCAGAGCCUAUUUGUGAAAUUUGCUUGCAAAAAUUAAAUGAUGAAGAUCUGAGGUUGUAUAUCGGUCAUCCUAACAAUGCCGUUGAUGAGUAUUCAGUACUUUUGGACCCAAAACUGUGUUUGUUUAAUGGAGAUGAGCUGGAUAUUACAGAAGGUGAUGCAAGGGCUCUUAACAAAGUUACUUGUUUCAGUGUUUAUGACAAAAAUGGUCAUUUAUGUCCAUUUGAUGGUGGUUUGAUUGAAAAAAACAUCAACAUUUACUUUUCUGGAUAUGUGAAGCCGAUUUAUGAUGACGAUCCUUCAAUCGAAGGUGGUAUACCAGGCAAAGAUAUGGGCCCCAUUGUCGAAUGGUGGGUGUCAGGUUUUGAUGGUGGAGAACAAGCUAUUGUAUCUUUUAGUACUGAAAUAGGAGAUUAUGUUCUCAUGGAUCCAUCAGAAGAGUAUGCCGCAUUUAUGAUUUCUGUUAGGGAAAAGAGCUUCAUGAGCAAGACAGUUAUUGAAUUCCUUUUAGAUGAAGAAAGUCCUUCAUAUGAAGAUUUACUAAACAAACUGCAAACUGUUGCAAUGCCAAAAGGACUGCCAAAGUUCACAGAAGAUAUACUUUUACACCAUGCGCAGUUUAUUUGUGAUCAAAUUGUAUCAUUUGAUGAAUCAGCCACUACAGAUGAUCCAUUAUUAAUCACUACCCCCUGCAUGAGAGCUUUAAUUGAUCUAGCAGGAAUAACGUUCAAUAAAGGAAAAACAGUGAGAAAAGGCAAAAAGCGCAAUAGUAGGCGCCAAGAAGACGAUUGGCGUAGAGGUCUCAUGCGAAAAGCCCAGAAAGAAAAGAAACCUAGCUGGACUAAAGCUACAGCUACCCAGCUUGUAAAUAAUGUGUUUGAUAGUUUCUUCCCUGACCAGUUAGCAAAUAAUAACACAGAUACGGUAGCGUUGAAGCGCCGUAGAUGCGGAGUUUGCGAACCCUGCCAGCAGCCCGAUUGUGGUGCAUGUUCAGCAUGUAAAAGUAUGAUCAAGUUCGGUGGUCCCGGUCGAAGCAAACAAGCAUGCGUUAAACGUCGAUGUCCAAAUAUGGAAAUUCAAGAGGCGAACGACGAAGAUCCCGAUGACCAAGAAGGACCUGAGCCAGACGCCGAACCUAGUAUAGUUGCAUACAGAAAAAAGCUGGGUAAUUUGAAAAGUAGAACCGGUAAAAUUGAGUGGGUUGGCAAACCUAUAGGCACCGACUCCAAAGGAUCGUUUUACAGUGCUGUUGAACUUGAUUCAGAAACUAUUGAGAUAAAUGACUUCGUUUUUAUCGAAUCAGUCGAUCCGACUGUACCGCUCCAAAUCGUCAAGGUGAUCUAUAUGUGGGAAAAUAAAAUGGGAAUAAAAAUGUUCCAUGCUACCUGGCUCUGGAGAGGUAGUGAAACAGUAUUGGGCGAAACAUCGAAUUCGAGUGAGUUGUUCUUGGUGGAUGAUUGUCAAGAUGUUCCUGUUUCGUAUGUGAAAUCCAAAACUACGGUAUUGCAUCGUGAUACUCCUGACAAUUGGAAUGAAUUAGGCAAUACUAGUGUUAAUAACAGUAUGGAUGAGUCUAAAGAAGAUAUCACCUCGUUUUACUAUCAAAAACGUUACGAUCCCAACAAUGCCAGAUUUGAAGACCCAUUGCCGGACUUGGAAUGCCGACCAGAAAUUAAAUAUCGUUUUUGCUCCGCCUGCACUCGCUGCACUUGUUUACAACAACAGAACAGGCCGCAAGUUUUUGACAAAUUGGAAGAAAAGAGUAGCAAAGAAGUUUUGUAUGGAAUGGUUAAAUUCAAAGAUGAGGAGUUCCGAGUCGGAAGUGCUGUAUUCUUACAGCCAGGCACAUUCAAAUUUAAAUAUCCACUUCCAUACCAAAAAGCUAACAGAACAAAGCGCGAAGUUGACGAGGACAGAUUCCCUGAAUAUUAUCGUAAAUUCAACGAUCGUGUCAAAGGUUCCAACUUCGACACUCCCGAGCCAUUUGAAAUUGGCUACAUCACUAGCAUAUAUGCUACCACAAAUGUAAAAUUGCUUGCGUCAACUAGUUUACACAUCAAAGUAAAAAAGUUAUACCGUCCAGAAAACACUUUCAAAAGUGAAUCUAUGAAGGGACGAUCAGAUCUGAACAUGCUGUAUUGGAGCGAGGAAGAAGUUACACUUCCGUUUACCUGUGUAGUCGGAAAAUGUUACUUGACAUAUUCCGAAAACUUGGACAUUAGUGUUGAAGAGUGGACAGUCGCGGGUCCAAAUCGUUUUUAUUUUACUCAGAUGUAUUCUCAUAAAGAAGAAGAAUUUGAUGAACCGCCGUCAAAAGCAUGCAGUAUCGGUAAACUUAUAAAAAAGAGCGAUAAAAUUAAAUCGAAGAGCAAGAAAGCAGACGCUCCAAAGCUAAUAGAUAUUCCUCCAGAUUUCCCGCAAAUCAAGAAAAAGUUGCGCACAUUAGACGUUUUCGCUGGCUGCGGAGGUCUAUCUGAAGGCUUACACCAAGCUGGAGUUGCAGAAAGCUCAUGGGCUAUUGAAGUUGACGAAGCAGCUGCACAUGCUUAUCGACUCAAUAAUCCUAACGCUGCCGUUUUCACUGGAGACUGCAAUGCAUAUUUGAAAAAAGUCAUGGAUGGAGAGACAAUGGCAGGUGGGCAACGUUUACCUCAACGAGGUGAGGUUGAUUUACUUUGUGGAGGCCCUCCUUGCCAAGGUUUCAGUGGCAUGAACAGAUUCAACUCUAGAGCAUACUCUUUAUUUAAAAAUUCUCUUGUAGUAUCAUAUCUUUCUUACUGUGAUUACUAUAGACCUCGGUUUUUUAUAAUGGAAAACGUGAGAAAUUUCGUAACGUUUAAAAAAAGUAUGGUACUUAAAUUGACAUUGAGGUGCCUUAUUCGAAUGGGAUAUCAGUGUACCUUUGGAAUACUUCAAGCAGGAAAUUACGGCGUUCCUCAAACACGAAGAAGGAUGAUAAUAUUAGCUGCUGCACCAGGUGAAGUUCUUCCUAAAUACCCUAAUCCUCUACAUGUAUUUAGUAAAUCGGCAUGCAACUUAAGUGUCGUUAUUGAUAAUAAGAAGUACUUCCCAACGUAUGACUGGGUUGAGUCAGCUCCAUAUAAAGUUACCACUAUUCGUGAUGCAUUAUCAGACUUGCCAAGUAUCAAGAGUGGCAAGAACGAAGAUGUUAUGAGUUACGGCAGUGAACCCCUAUCUCAUUUCCAACGAAAGUUGAGAGCCGGUGUAAGCGAUUCUCUGUUAUUGGAUCAUAUAUGCAAAGAUUUAGGUCCUCUGGUAGAAGCGCGUAUGGCUCACAUUCCAACUGUAAGCGGGUCUGACUGGCGUGAUCUUCCUAAUAUAGUGAUUCCACUGAGUGACGGAAAUCACACAAAUAAAUUAAAAUAUAAUUAUCACGAUAAAAAAGCUGGUAAAAGUUCUACCGGAGCAUUAAGAGGCGUAUGUAGUUGCUGUACUGGAAAAGAAUGUAAUCCACUUGAUAGACAAGAUAACACACUGAUCCCCUGGUGUCUACCUCAUACUGGAAAUCGUCACAAUCAUUGGGCCGGCCUUUAUGGUAGAAUAGAGUGGGAUGGCUUCUUUAGCACAACGAUUACUAAUCCUGAACCUAUGGGUAAACAGGGACGAGUUCUUCAUCCUGAUCAAACAAGAGUCGUAAGUGUGCGCGAAUGCGCUAGAUCUCAAGGAUUUCCUGAUAAUUUCCGAUUUUAUGGAAACAUACAAGAUAAACACAGACAGGUUGGCAAUGCAGUGCCUCCACCACUGGCAGCUGCAAUAGGCAUGGAAAUACGCAAAAGCGUUAGUAUAGCAGAAUCAUCAUCGAAUGUGAAAAAGGAGGAAAACUGAAUUCUUGAGAAAUUUCAAUUCUGGCAAUUGUAAUUCCCUUGUUACAUGUGUUCCAACUUCAUGCUCCGAAUUGUUAUACUCUCAAAUUUGUAAAAUUUAUAUUAUAUGCCGACUUUGGAAGUUUUAUUACAUGAUAAUUUAUUUUUUUGUUUAAUUAUAAGUUAUACCCAGUUUCAGCAUUGAAUUUGUAUAUGUUACUGCAUAUUGGACAAUCUAUUUCAGAAUUUUAGUACAAGUUUUACACUAAUGAUGACUUCAAAUUUAUAUCAUAUUUACUAUUGCUUGAAAAAAAAAAAAAAAUAAUCAUUGACUUGAUAAAGCUAAAUAUGAUUUUUUUGCUAGGACUGGGAUAUAUUAUGAAAAAUAUUGUCAAUAGCGCAUUUGAUCGCUGAACACAAAGAUUUACUAUUAUUUUAUAAUAAAUAUGAAGUUUUAUAUUUCCUAAUUACAACAAAUUAAUUGAUUAUAAUAUAUGAAUCUGAUUGUGAAGUGCCUUAUAAGAAGGAGUGUAAAUUGUAUUUUGUUUAUAAGUAUGGAAUAUAAAAUGCAACUUUUUUCAAUUUUUGUAAAUAUGACUGAUUUGUCAUAGUUGCCUUUCGACGAUAAAUUAGAAAAUAACUUGUUCAUGAAUCCUAUUACUUAAUACUUCAUUGUUCGAAUAAUAAAAAUAGAUAAAUGCCCUA